Molecule: messenger RNA, 17281 nt
Organism: Coregonus sp. 'balchen'
Lineage: Eukaryota; Metazoa; Chordata; Actinopteri; Salmoniformes; Salmonidae
Source: the annotation of a GenBank genome assembly
AAGACAACCAAUAUUACCAAAAGUAUAUAUCACAUCUUUUUGAUAAAUGCCUAACUCGGAGGUACUUCGCGAGAGUCGGGGAAGAAGCCCAUCGGCACAGAGAAAUGCCAGACCGGAGCGGCGCAGUAACGUUAGACCUGGAAGCUGUGCUACUCUGCAGCAAGAGAAACACCGGGAGAAGAGGCGGUCGUCGGCAUCUAGGCGAAAGAAACACAGUCACGCCAGGGAGAAAGAACCAUGGCAUAUGACAGGUGAACGGAGAAGCAUUCUCGAAAGAGAAGGUGAACCUCGGACUUCGGUGGAAUAUGACGACGUAAGUUCCCAAUCAGAACGCUUUUCUGGGAGCCCUUCACCUAAACCAGAUCCGCAUGGUCGGCUUUCGGCCGAUCGAUUUAGCAAAAUUGAGUUUACCGACAUCAACGGACCGAUAUCCCCAGAGAGAAGGUCUCGAAGAGACCGUGAUAUACUGCAUCUCAGGAAGGAUGACCAAACCAGUGGUUCAUCCGAGAGGAAUAGACAAAAGAAGGAACCGAAAAGAAAGGAACGCCAGAGCCGUGAGAGGGACUCUUUGAAAUCUCGUGGCGGAAGUAGCCUGAGUGCCACCAAAAACAACCGAGAUGGUUUGAGAAACAGUGACAGUAACGGCAAGAAGACCUCUACAACAUUGCCACCCAUGUCUUUGGAUAAAAGGGAGUCUAAUCGCCACAAAAGUAAGUCACGGUCUGAAAAGGAGCCCCUGUCUGCAUACAGGGAUGUACCACAAUCAUACCAAGAUGACCGUGAAGAACUCAGGGCCUCCAGAAGAAGUCCUGGUUUCAAGGCAGAAAGUCCACAUGGGACAUCUUAUUCAUAUGGAUACCAGUCUCCUAGUGGUAGUUAUAAUAACCAGUUUAUAUCUAGAAGAAGUCCCAGUUAUGGGAAGAAAAGGCUGUCCCCUAGUUCGACAUACAACAGCCGAGAUGCUGAGGUCUAUAGCGCCUACAACAUUUCAAAGUCGCCCCGUUCAUACUCAAGCAACAAAAGAAAGCGGUCUCCAACGAGCCCAUUCAACUGGCGCGGGUCUCCAACCUAUGGCCGACAUAGUCCAUUCGAACAGGGAGAACUAGUCUCAAGUCCCUAUGGUACCCAUCGGCGAUCACGAAGUCCAUACCGAAAGUCACUCAGCCCAAGUCCAGACAUAAGGUAAGCAAUCAAUCAGAUGGUACUGUACCUGUAUUAAAGUCAAGGAUAAUGCGCCUGGUAUAAUUUCAGGUGUCAAUUUUCUUAACUACCUGACUGUCUGAUUUGGACCAGUGUUUUAGCUACUCUUGUGUGAUCAUGUUCAAUAUUGUGUUUUAUGCCCUUUGAGUGCGGAGUUCAGAACGUGCCGUAAGCUCACUCCACAGCUAGCUUGAAAUGUUGCAAAUGGAGCCAUCCAAUCGGUACCCUUUGGGUGGCUCAACCCAUUGGAUUGUUGUCGUCUCCUGAGUGGCGCAGUGGUCUAAGGCACUGCAUCUCAGUGCUAACUGUGCCACUAGAGAUCCUGGUUCGAAUCCAGGCUCUGUCGCAGCCGGCCGCGACCGGGAGACUCAUGGGCGGCGCACAAUUGGCCCAGCGUCGUCCAGGGUAGGGGAGGGAAUGGCCGGCAGGGAUGUAGCUCAGUUGAUAGAGCAUGGCGUUUGCAACGCCAGGGUUGUGGGUUCGAUUCCCACGGGGGGCCAGUAUAAAACAUAUAUAUAUAUGUAUUCACUAACUGUAAGUCGCUCUGGAUAAGAGCGUCUGCUAAAUGACUAAAAUGUAAUGUAAUGUAAAAUGUAAGGAGGGCAGUUACAUCUGUUGCGAAGCAGAGCAUCACUGGUUCGAGCCUAGUAUGGGCAGUCGGACAGUGGAGGAGGCAAAGCUAUUAGCAGCACACUGACCUCCAUUACACAUACUGCCUCAUUAUGCAAAUAUGAUCACACAGAAGGCCUUAGUUUGGAAGAGAGGCCAUCUCCUUUUCAAAAUACAAGACUGCUCAAGACAGCAGAACGCUCACAACAGAUGGCCUACGAAGUGUUGAAUAAACUUGGCACAUGAAAGAAUGGAAACGGUGACAUUAACAGCAUGCACAUUUGGCUUAUCAAUAGUAAGGAAGUGCAUGACUGGUACUCUCAGUCAUGGGGCCACGAGGUGCUUCAAAUGCUGCCUGCCAUUGUAUCAGUACCCAAAUUUACAAGUGCAAUGUAUCUAGAUACCCAUAUUCCAUACAUUCUGACGUUUCGUGCUGACUAUAUCCGCAGGAGCCACUGGGAGACACCAGAGUUUAAAAAUCCUUUGCUUUGGUUGACUAAAGUUAUGCAACAUGAGCUUGAAGGGAUUAAAUGGGAAUGGUUACAAAGUUAAUAUUUUGAAUCAGCCAUUUUCAUAUUUUUAUUUACAAAAGUUUCAAUGGUUGAAAUAAGGCUACACAUUGGACUACGCGUGGCACCUCAAGGCUCCAGACUGCGACCAUUUAGUCGCAUUUUGCCACCCUUUGACUUGGCUGUGCGAGUUACAUUUUUAAUUGGUUGCAUCAGUGCGAGCUGCACAUUGUUUCGAGUGAGGUGACCAUAUACAAACACUUGCAUCUUUCAUAGCGAGCUAGUGAGGGAUGGCGAGGUGGGGAGGAGCACAGUCAGUGUGGGAAAUUAACUAUUUGGUCCACCAGGCAGCUACUGUGACAGGUAGAUGUAAAAAAAAAAAAAAAAAGAAUAAUCUACCAGCCGCAAAAAAAAAUGUGCAGCCCUAAUUUGUCUCUCUCCAUAUUUACACCAAAAAAUAAUUAUUAAUAAAACGGAUGAGCAUGCUUUCUAAUGUUUCUACAACAGGAAAUGUAUUACUAGUAAGAAGUAAUGGGGUAUCUUGCUUAAUUUCAUUUGUGACCUGUGCCUUUUAACCAAUGUAUAACUGAUAAACAGUUCUACAACUGACCAUCAAGAAUCAACAAAGUGCCUGCCCUGCCACAGAAUGCAGAGUGAUAUGGCGUAUUAUUUAUUUUAAACUGGGUGGUUCGAGCCCUGAAUGCUGUUUGACUGAAAGCCGUGGUAUAUGAGACCUUAUACCACGGGUAGGACAACAUAUUUAUGUCAGACUGUGAUGUCUUCACAGCAGAGUAUGUGAGCAGAGUUGUGCCGUCGGAAAUCCUGCUCAUUGUUCAUGGAGUGCUCCAGCAGUCCACUCUUUUCCAACCGCUCAGCUAAAAACUGCUCCAUGCUCACAGGGGAAAAAUUGCCACUCCAAAUUCGCUCUAUUCAUUAAAAUCACAAUUUAACCAACACCAAUCUUUUUCUGACUACCUGGAUCUACCAAGUAUUGAAACCAAACCAUGAAAAGCAUUUUAAUAAACAUGAAAAGGUGAAUGUAAGAAGCGCUCAUCAUUUCAAAAAGGCUAGAUGUUUUUUUUGUUUUUUUUUUAUAGGAAGGCCUAAAGGUUUUUAGGCAAAAUAACCCAAUUAAAACAGAAAGCUCCUUGAAAGGGGGAAUAUGCACACUUUUAAGAGAUCAGAUUUUUAGUUUAUAAAUACUUUGCUGCGGUGACACACUUAGGAACAAGGUGGGUAGCAAACUUUCUUUUAGCAUGUGCAGGUAGUAAGUACACACCAUCAUGCUUUCAGGAUACUUGUCUUUUCAGAUUCCACAAUGAUUCUUUAGUUGUGGACACAUCACUGCACUCUCUCUCUUGCUCUUGGUCAGUGGUGGAAAAAGUAGCCAAUUGUCAUACUUGAGUAAAAGUAAAGAUACCUUAAUAGAAAAUGACUCAAGGAAAAGUGACAGCCACCCAGUAAAAACUACUUGAGUAAAAGUCUAAAAGUAUUUGGUUUAAAAUAUACUUGAGUAUCAAAAGUAGAAGUAUAAAUCAUUUCAAAUUCCGUUAUAUAAAGCAAACCAGAUAGCAUAAUUUUCUUGUUUUUGAUUUACUUACAGAUAGACAGGGGCAUGCUCCAACACUCAGACAUAAUUUACAAACGAAGCAUGUGUUGAGUCCGCCAGAUCAGAGGCAGUAGGGAUGACCAGGGAUGUUCUCUUUUAAAUGUGUGAAUUAGAUACCUUUCCUGUCCUGCUAACCAUUUUAAAAUGGAACGAGUACUUUUGGGUGUCAUGGAAAAUUGAGUAAAAAGUACAUUUUCUUUAGGAAUUUGGGGAAUUAAAAGUUGUCAGAAAUAUAAAUAGUGAACUACAGAUACCCCAAAAACUAUGUAAGUAGUACUUUCAGAUAUUAUUACUUGAGUACUUUAUCAGUUUCUUCAUGAAAAUAUUUAGCAAACUCCAUGACAGUAGCUAAAGCAAAGGGCUAAAGCAGCACAGAAGUAGACUAAAAAUGUAUGCUGGGCCGGGUAUGCCCUGAGCUCGUGAAGUGAGCGAAAUUGGAGCAGGCGAGAAGGCCGAUGCUCCAGCCUUUGGGAAUCUCACGCCGCGCUCGAGUCAAAUUGGGCACGCUCCGCUCCGCUCACAUACUCUGCUUCCUAGCAGCAAGACAGCUGCAGCAAACUCAAACUAACAUUGAAAAACAACCUAUCAUUUGAACAAAACAAUGUAACUGGCCAAGAAACACGAGGACAAAAACAUACUUUAGUAGCCUUUCUUGUCAAUUCGACCAACUUCUACAUUUACUUUGCGGGUACUAUUUAAUGAAGCUGCCAGUUGAGGACCUGUGAGGAGUCUGUUUCUCAAACUAGACACUCUAAUGUAUUUGUCCUCUUGCUCAGUUGUGCACUGGGGUCUCCCACUCCUCUUUCUAUUCUGGUUAGAGCCAGUUGGCGCUGUUCUGUGAAGGGGGUAGUACACAGUGUUGUACGAGAUCUUCAGUUUCUUGGCAAUUUCUCGCAUGGAAUAACCUUCAUUUCUCAGAACAAGAAUAGACUGACGAGUUUCAGAAGAAAGUUAUUUGUUUCUGGCCAUUUUGAGCCUGUAAUCGAACCCACAAUUGCUGAUGCUCCGGAUACUCAACUAGUCUCAAGAAGGCCAGUUGUAUUGCUUCUUUAAUCAGCACAACCGUUUUCAGCUGUGCUAACAUAAUUGCAAAAGGGUUUUCUAAUGAUCAAUUGGCCUUUUAAAAUGAUAAACUUGGAUUAGCAAACACAACGUGCCAUUGAAACACAGGACUGAUGGUUGCUGAUAAUGGCUGUCUGUACGCCUAUGUAGAUAUUCAUUGAAAAAUCAGCCGUUUCCAGCUACAAUAGCCAUUUACAACAUUAACAGUGCAUUCAGUAUGUAAAUAAGGUAUCUGUAUUUUUUAUUUUUAAUACAUUUGCAAAGACUUCUAAAAACCUGUUCGCUUUGUCAUUAUGGGGUAUUGUAUGUAGAUUGAUGAGAAAAUAAUAUUUUAAUCCAUUUUAGAAUAUGGCUGUAACGUUUAUAAAAAAAAAAAAAAAAAAAAAAAAAGUGGGAAAAGUGCAGGGGUCUGAAUACUUUCCGAAUGCACUGUAUACUCUUCUUUAAAGUGAACUCUGGGGAGAGAAAAUUAGCAAAAUAUCUGUUCUUUGUAUUCACACUGCCCUUGCCUUUGAAUGAAGUCCUCUUUGCAUUCACAUUGCUAUGUUUAGAAAGGAACCAAGCUCUUUUUCCAACAUUCACUCAAUGCACUGUGGGUUUUUACAAAGUGCAGGACAAGCAAGCCAUUCCAUCAGAAUGUGUUAUCGGACAACUAGUGCAUUCAGAAAGUAUUCAGACCCCUUCACCUUUUCCACAUUUUGUUACGUUACAGCCUUAUUCUAAAAUUGAUUCAAUUGUUGUUUUUUACAUCAAUCUCCACACAUUACCCCAUAAUGACAAAGCAAAAACAGUUUUGUAGAUUUUUUUGCAAAUGUAUAAAAAAAUAAUUAUAUCUGAAAAUCACAUUUACAUAAGUAUUUAGACCCUUUGCUCAGUGCUUUGUUGAAGCACCUUUGGUGGCGAUUACAGCCUUGAGUCUUCUUGGGUAUGACGCUACAAGCUUGGCACACCAGGAUUUGGGGAGUUUCUCGCAUUCUUCUCUGCAGAUCUUCUCAAUGUCUGUCAGGUUAGAUGGGGAGCGUCGCUGCACAGUUAUUUUCAGGUCUCUUCAGAGAUGUUAGAUCGGGUUCAAGUGCAGGCUCUGGCUGGGCCACUCGAGGACAUUCAGAGACUUGUCCCGAAGCCUCUCCUGCAUUGUGUUGGCUGUGUGCUUAGGGUAGUUGUCCUGUUGGAAGGUGAACCUACGCCCCAGUCUGAGGUCCUGAGCGCUCUGGAGUAGGUUUUCAUCAAGGAUCUCUCUGUACUUUGCUCCGUUCAUCUUUCCCUCGAUCCUGACAAGUCUCCCAGUCCCUGCCGCUGUAAAACAUCCCCACAGCAUGAUGCUGCCACCACCAUGCUUCACCGUAGGGAUGGUGCCAGGUGUCCUCCAUACGUCACGCUUGGCUUUAAGGCCAAAGAGUUAAAUCUUGGUUUCAUCAGACCAGAUCAUCUUGUUUCUUAUGGUCUGAGAGUCCUUUAGGUGCCUUUUGGCAAACUCCAAGCGGGCUGUCUUGUGCCUUUUACUGAGGAGUGGCUUCCGUCUGGCCACUCUACCAAAAAGGCAUGAUUGGUGGAGUGCUGCAGAGAUGGUUGUCCCAUCUCCACAGAGGAACUCUGGAGUUCUGUCAGAGUGACCAUCGGGUUCUUGGUCACCUCUCUGACCAAUGCCCUUCUCCCCCGAUUGCUCAAUUUGGCCGGGCGGCCAGCUCUAGGAAGAGUUUUGGUGGAGGCCAGUGUGUUCUUGGGGACCUUCAAUGCUGUAACUCAACAUUAUCCUGUCUCUGAGCUCUACGGACAAUUCCUUCGAACUCAUGGCUUGGUUUUUGCUCUGACAUGCACUGUCAACUGUGGGACCUUAUAUAGACAGGUGUGUGCCUUUCCAAAUCAUGUCAAAUCAAUUGAAUUUAACACCGGUGGACUCCAAUGAAGUUGUAGAAACAUCUCAAGGAUGAUCAAUUAAAACAGGAUGCACCUGAGCUCAAUUUCGAGUCUCAUAGCAAAGGGUCUGAAUACUUAUGUAAAUAAGGUAUUUCUGUUUAUUUUUUAUUGUAUAGAUUUGCUAACAUUUCUAGACCUGUUUUCGCUUUGUCAUUAUUGGGUAUUGUGUGUAGAUUGAGGAAACAAAAUAAUUUAAUCCAUUUUAGAAUAAGGCUGUAACGUAACAAAGUGGAAAAAGUCAAGGGGUCUGAACACUUUCCGAAUGCACUGUACCUAAUUACAUUUUGGAAGCUAAUAGAUUGCAUUUAUUUAAAAGAUGAGGCAUAAUAAUUAAGGUAACUUUACACCUUUGCCCCUGCCAUAACCCCUCACGUUGGUGCCACGAGAGAAGAUGUGUAGGUUCGCGUAAAAACGUGUGCUGCUUUUGGAUAUUAAUUAGCAAUUGUCAAGGAUGCACAGAAAUGCCAAAAUAAAAUUAAAAAGAUUAUUGGUUUGUCCAUCUUGAGACUCAGGAGCCACUUCCUCAAAAUAGUCUGAAUUAAUCAAACUCAUCUGGCAUUCAUUUUGACGUUGUUGUUGAGAUAAAAAUAAAAAAAAAUGCUUCUCUCAUUGAAUGACAACAAACACUUCAUUAACCCUUAGCCUACAAUUACCGCAGCCCCGUGGAAAUCGAUUUAACGUAAUAAAAACAUCCCCAUCAAAAUCCGUCUGUUUAAGAUCAAGAUCUGUUUUUUGCAUGGGAUGCAUUUCAAUCCAUCACAUCCGCUGAAAUCGCCCUUCCGCAUCUACGGUGAAAGUUAGCAGAGCUAGAGCGGUGUUUGUCAGACCAAGAGAGAGCCUGAAAAUCGGUCUUCUCACAAAAAGGUCUGUAGCAUCCGAACGGUUUGGCCUACAAACUAUUAAGCUGAGACUCUCACUCUCACGGUGGUGUUCUCCGUUUUUCUCUAGGACGCCCACAAGCCUCACUUGUCUGAAGGUGCCCGGUACCAGUAAAAAAAAAAAAUAAUAAUGGAAGUGUAUACACUACCAGUCAAACGUUUGGACACACCUACUCAUUCAAGGGUUUUUCUUUAUUUUUACUAUUUUUUACAUUGUAGAAUAAUUGUGAAGACAUCAAAACUAUGAAAUAACACAUAUGGAAUCAUGUAGUAACCAAAGAAGUGUUAAACAAAUCAAAAUAUAUUUUAUAUUUGAGAUUCUUCAAAGUAGCCACCCAUUGCCUUGACAGCUUUGCACACUCUUGGCAUUCUCUCAACCAGCUUCAUGAGGUAGUCACCUGGAAUGCAUUUCGAUUAAUAGGUGUGCCUUCUUUAAAGUUAAUUUGUUGAAUUUCUUUCCUUCUUUAUGCAUUUGAGCCAAUCAGUUGUGUUGUGACAAGGUAGGGAGAGGUAUACAGAAGAUAGCCCUUUUUGGUAAAAGACCAAGUCCAUAUUAUGGCAAGAACAGCUCAAAGAAGCAAAGUGAAACCACAGUCCAUCAUGAAGAUAUGAAGGUCAGUCAAUACGGAACAUUUCAAGAACUUUGAAAGUAUCUUCAAGUGCAGUCGCAAAAACCAUAAAGCGCUAUGAUGAAACUGGCUCUCAUGAGGACCGCCACAGGAAUGGAAGACCCAGAGUUACCUCUGCUGCAGAGGAUAAGUUCAUUAGUUACCAGCCUCAGAAAAUGCAGCCCAAAUAAAUGCUUCACAGAGUUCGUCACAGACACAUCUCAACAUCAACUGUUCAGAGGGGACUGUGUGAAUCAGGCCUUCAUGGUCGAAUUGCUGCAAAAAAAACAUAUGUUAGCUUAGAAUCUAUGUCAUCACGCACAGCAUUUUAUCCGCAACAAGUCAAUUUGAUGAAAACGCAUCUCUGGUGGGAAAAUACGCAUAUUGUCUUUUACGCUGAUUUAAAAUACAUAUAUAUAUAUAUAUAUAUAUUUUGCAUAUAUCUGUGGCCAAUUGGAUGGAAACCUAUAUUUGUGAAACACAUUACUACAACUGUUUUACUAGAUUGUGAUUAAGGUUGUAAUGAUGCCUUUAAUGGCACUGAAUAUGUAAAUUGCCAUUACAGUAGUCUGCUAGAAUAGCACUAGGUAGACAUUAUGCACCUUUUUAAAUGAGAACUUUUCUCCUGUGAUAAAGAUUCAUCAUACAACCUGUCUCUCCUUUCUCCAGGCGAUCUGGCAAGUCUCGAAGCAGGAGCCCGUAUUCCGCCUUGAGGCACUCCCGCUCGCGCCACCGCCGCUCUCGCAGUCGGCCCUCCAGCCUCUCCCCCAGCACCCUGACCUUCAAGAGCAGCCUAGCGGCCGAGCUCAGCAAGCAGAAGAAGGCAAAAGCUGCCGAGGCAGCAGCCCGGGCCAAGAGCUCCAGCAACGCCUCCACUCCCACCAAGGGUCCCUCUGCAGGCUCCCACCAGCCCAGCCCCAAGGCCAACCACGUCACCAAGAAGGGCUGGCCCCCUUCCCCUCCGCCCCCCGAGAAGGGUCCCAGGACCCCUGUGUCGAGCCGGCCCCAGUCCCCCACAGACAGGACCUCCAAGAGGAGCACAGAGCCCCCUCAGCCCAGCAGGGACAGAGAGCGGGAUAGAGAUGGUAAGGGGAAGGAUGACCCCUCGGUGCAACGGGACAAGAGGAAAGCACCAGCAUCCGGACAGGGUAAAGAGAAGGAGCGAGUAGCUGCUCCGACCGCCUCUACACUGACAUCUCUACACCUGCCCCCGCACGUCCUCCAGCACUUAGAUGGAGCGGACAGGUAAAGGGAAUGUAAUAGAAUGGAGCUUUUCUUAUCAUUUUUAUCACUCCCCCUCUCUGUACUGUUCCAUAGCCUAACUUUUCAUUCUCUUCUCUCCCCUGUGCAGCUUGAAGGACAUCUUACCGUCGCUCUCAGGGAAGAAGCCAGCAGAGCGUCAGAAGGCCCACCACCUCCUUACCGAACUGCCCCUUCCUCCUGAGCUCCCCGGAGGCGGCGCCUCCUCCCCCCACAGCCCGUACAACGAGAAGAAGACCACCGCGCUUCACCGCCGGCCCAAGUAUGUCUGGGCCCCUUGGCCUUCCGUGUCUGCUCUGUGGAAUCAUUAUACUCACCUUACAUCUUCCAUGUCCUAUGCUCCUUGAGUCUCUACUGCCUGGUGUUGACCACCACUGCUUGACCUAAUCUCUUGUUGGUUUGUUUGUCUGUCUCCCAGGAUCUGCGGCCCACGUUUUGGGGAGAUCAAGGAGACUGAGAUAGACUGGGGGAAACGGUGCGUGGACAAGUUUGAGAUCAUCGGCAUCACGGGAGAGGGCACCUACGGCCAGGUGUACAAGGCAAAAGACAAAGACACAGGUGAGGACCACUGAAUGCUUGCUUCGCUCAACAUUUCAUGUAGAUCAUAUGGCGUAGCCUACUUUCCUUGUAGCUCAUAUUAUAAUUAUUAUUUUACUAUCAACAUUUGAAAGGGAAAACUCACUCUACUCAAAAUGGAAGUCUCUCUAUGCCCAGUGUAUCUAUGUAUGAACAUGUCUUUUAUAAUAUACUCUGCCUUUUAUCUCUAUCCCCAUGGUGUAGCUGAGAUGGUGGCCUUGAAGAAGGUGCGUCUGGACAACGAGAAGGAGGGCUUCCCUAUCACCGCCAUCAGGGAGAUCAAGAUCCUCCGGCAGCUCAACCACAAAAGCAUCAUCAACAUGAAGGAGAUAGUCACCGACAAGGAGGAUGCCCUGGACUUCAAGAAUGACAAAGGUCCAUAUGACAAACCCACUGUAUUACCAUGUCCACACUCCAUUCCCUACAUAGUGCACUACUUUUGACCAGAACCCUAUGGGACCUGGUCAAAAGUAGUGCACUGUAGGGAAAAGCAUUUGGGAUGCUGCCCAUGUGUCUGCUUUAUGUUAGUCCAUGCAUCCGUUUCCCUUCUAUAUGAUCCAUCCUCCUCCUACAGGUGCAUUCUACCUGGUGUUUGAGUACAUGGACCACGACCUGAUGGGCCUCCUGGAGUCGGGCCUGGUCCACUUCAACGAGAGCCACAUCAAGUCCUUCAUGAGGCAGCUGCUGGAGGGCCUCCACUACUGCCACAAAAAGAACUUCCUGCACAGGGACAUCAAGUGCUCCAACAUCCUGCUCAAUAACAAGUGAGUGCUCCUCAGGAUAGCUAGCCUGCUGGUCCCAGAUCUGUCGGUGCUGUCUUGUCCGCUCCUAUGAUCAUUGUCACGCCAAAGCAUAAGCAGAUCUGUGGCCAGGCUAGAGAAUAGCCAACGUCAAAGAGAACCUAUUUCUAUACACUGCGGUGUCUGACAGAAAGGGUUUGGAAGUCAAGUUAAAGCAGUGUUCUGUUCUCUCUGCCAGGGGUCAAAUAAAGCUGGCAGAUUUUGGACUGGCUCGACUUUAUAACUCUGAGGAGAGGUAAGUGUCCCGAUAUGACUUACAGUUGAUUACUGCCCGUAGUUAUUGCCUUUUCAGAUGUAUUACUGUAUAUAUGUUUCAUCAAGCGUAUUGGUCUCAACUGUGUUUUGUUGUGGAUUACCGUAUUUUCCGCACUAUAAGGCGCACUGGACUAUAAGCCGCAGGUGUUUUAAUGUUUAAUUACCAUAUGUAAGGGUUCGUGCACAGAGGGGAUUGUCGGGAAAGAGACAAACUGUCUCGCUCUCGUAAUGUCUGUCUGUCUUGCUCUCGUUCUGUCUCGUUCUGUCUCUCGUACCACUCUCGGUUCCACUUUUACUUUUGCGCCCUACCUGUCUCACUCUUUUCCGGCCUCCAGCUUUUCCUGCUGGAGCCCACCGCUUAAAGGUGGGGGGCGCGGACCGGUCAUAGAGCCCAUAGAGUUAAAGUUGGUGGACUGUAACCUGUAAAAUCCAUAGAUUUAGGAGGUCUUCUAGUGGCCGUUAGCUGUAAAAAUCCAUAGAUUAGCCGCACCGUUAUAUAAGCCGCAGGGUCGAAAAAUGGGGAAAAAAGGCGCGGCUUAUAGUCCGAAAAUUACGGUAUAUUAUUGACACUGAUGUAUUUGUCAUUUUUCUGUCCCCGUCUUAUAGCCGACCGUACACCAACAAGGUGAUCACCCUGUGGUAUAGACCCCCUGAGCUUUUGCUGGGGGAGGAGAGGUACACACCUGCCAUUGACGUGUGGAGCUGCGGGUAAGAGACACAUACAGUGGGGAGAACAAGUAUUUGAUACACUGCCGAUUUUGCAGGUUUUCCUACUUACAAAGCUUAUAGAGGUCUGUAAUUUUUAUCAUAGGUACACUUCAACUGUGAGAGACGGAAUCUAAAACAAAAAUCCAGAAAAUCACAUUGUAUGAUUUUUAAGUAAUUAAUUUGCAUUUUAUUGCACAACAUAAGUAUUUGAUACAUCAGAAAAGCAGAACUUAAUAUUUGGUACAGAAACCUUUGUUUGCAAUUACAGAGAUCAUACGUUUCCUGUAGGUCUUGACCAGGUUUGCACACACUGCAGCAGGGAUUUUGGCCCACUCCUCCAUACAGACCUUCUCCAGAUCCUUCAGGUUUCGGGGCUGUCGCUGGGCAAUACGGACUUUCAGCUCCCUCCAAAGAUUUUCCAUUGGGUUCAGGUCUGGAGACUGGCUAGGCCACUCCAGGACAUUACAUUACAUUACAUUAACGUCAUUUAGCAGACGCUCUUAUCCAGAGCGACUUACAUUAUUUUUUAUUAUUUUUUCAUACCCCCUGUGGGAAUCGAACCCACAACCCUGGCGUUGCAAACACCAUGCUCUAUCAACUGAGCUACAUCCCUGCCGGCCAUUCCCUCCCCUACCCUGGACGACGCUGGGCCAAUUGUGCGCCGCCCCAUGGGUCUCCCGGUCACGGCCGGCUAUGACAGAGCCUGGAUUCGAACCAGGAUCUCUAGUGGCACAGCUAGCACUGCGAUGCAGUGCCUUAGACCACUGCGCCACUCAGGACCUUGAGAUGCUUCUUACGGAGCCAAUCCUUAGUUGCCCUGGCUGUGUGUUUCGGGUCGUUGUCAUGCUGGAAGACCCAGCCACGACCCAUCUUCAAUGCUCUUACUGAGGGAAGGAGGUUGUUGGCCAAGAUCUCGCGAUACAUGGCCCAAUCCAUCCUCCCCUCAAUACGGUGCAGUCGUCCUGUCCCCUUUGCAGAAAAGCAUCCACAAAGAAUGUUUCCACCUCCAUGCUUCACAGUUGGGAUGGUGUUCUUGGGGUUGUACUCAUCCUUUUUCUUCCUCCAAACACGGCGAGUGGAGUUUAGACCGAAAAGCUCUAUUUUUGUCUCAUCAGACCACAUGACCUUCUCCCAUUCCUCCUCUGGAUCAUCCAGAUGGUCAUUGACAAACUUCAGACGGGCCUGGACAUGCGCUGGCUUGAGCAGGGGGACCUUGCGUGCGCUGCAGGAUUUUAAUCCAUGACGGCGUAGUGUGUUACUAAUGGUUUUCUUUGAGACUGUGGUCCCAGCUCUCUUCAGGUCAUUGACCAGGUGCUGCCGUGUAGUUCUGGGCUGAUCCCUCACCUUCCUCAUGAUCAUUGAUGCCCCACGAGGUGAGAUCUUGCAUGGAGCCCCAGACCGAGAGUGAUUGACCGUCAUCUUGAACGUCUUCCAUUUUCUAAUAAUUGCGCCAACAGUUGUUGCCUUCUCACCAAGCUGCUUGCUUAUUGUCCUGUAGCCCAUCCCAGCCUUGUGCAGGUCUACAAUUUUACCCCUGAUGUCCUUACACAGCUCUCUGGUCUUGGCCAUUGUGGAGAGGUUGGAGUCUGUUUGAUUGAGUGUGUGGACAGGUGUCUUUUAUACAGGUAACGAGUUCAAACAGGUGCAGUUAAUACAGGUAAUGAGUGGAGAACAGGAGGGCUUCUUAAAGAAAAACUAACAGGUCUGUGAGAGCCGGAAUUCUUACUGGUUGGUAGGUGAUCAAAUACUUAUGUCAUGCAAUAAAAUGCAAAUUAAUUACUUAAAAAUCAUACAAUGUGAUUUUCUGGAUUUUUGUUUUAGAUUCCAUCUCUCACAGUUGAAGUGUACCUAUGAUAAAAAAUUACAGACCUCUACAUGCUUUGUAAGUAGGAAAACCUGCAAAAUCGGCAGUGUAUCAAAUACUUGUUCUCCCCACUGUACAUUGAGUUGACAUUUGAUUUGGUGUUUCACUGGCUGAUGAGAUUCAUGAUUCUUGAACCAAGGACAGAUGAUGGUCAUGGUUCUAUAAAGAGGAUCAUGCAUUCACCCUGUUUUUGUCUGAAAUCCAGAUGCAUUCUGGGGGAGCUGUUCACAAAGAAGCCCAUUUUCCAAGCCAACCAGGAGCUUGCCCAGUUAGAGCUGAUCAGGUACGUUGUGGUCAGAGGAAAAGGGUACUAUAAAUCCGUCAUUGUCUUAUCCUCAGUAUUCCUUUAAAGAUUCACUAUUAAGAAAUUGCUCUGUCAUUUCCUGCUUGCUAAAAUUCUAAUAAUUCGCCAAAUUUCAGUUUGUGACAAAAAAAGCAAAUAUAGUCCCUGGAGAGCUACCGUCCUGUAGGUUUUUGGCCCAACCCUAAUCUAGUGCACCUAACUCUAAUAACUAGCUGGUUGAUAAAGCUGAAUCAGGUUAGUUACAACUGGGGUUGGAGCGAAAACCUACAGGAGGGUAGCUCUCCAAGGGUUGGAGAGCCCUGGUAUAGAGAAUCAUUAUACCAUCUAAACCGCUGUGAAAUAUUGUAAUUUCAGCUGUUUGAAGCUGGUGUACAAAACUGAUAGUAAAAGACGCAAAAACAACUUUAAAACGAGAAGCAUAGAAAUGGCACACAUAGAACAGAUCUACCGCUUCUUAGACUUGCUUUCAAUGAGUGACAGAUCUAUAACUCACAUUUCCAUGUGAAUUGUGUCAGGUCGCCCAAAAAGUUAAGAUAUUGCAGCUUUAACUGUCUGAAAGACUUUCAGCUAUCUCGUUUGACAGUCUUCCUGAUAGGACACAAUAUUCAACUCUAGCCCAAACUGAUGGCUUCUCUCCCUUCCAGUCGUAUCUGUGGCAGCCCCUGCCCCGCCGUGUGGCCAGACGUCAUCAAGCUGCCCUACUUCAACACCAUGAAACCAAAGAAACAGUACCGCCGGCGGUUACGAGAGGAGUAUGCUUUGUGAGUCCAUCAGCUUGUUUGAAUUCAGUAAUUGGGGCUCAUCAUUGGAGUAUGAAAAUAAUACAUAGCAUUAUCCUUUGGCUGUGUUUGACUAACCACUUGGUCUUUCUCUCUGGUCAGUAUUCCACCCUCAGCCCUGGACCUGUUUGACAACAUGAUGUCCCUGGACCCCAGUAAGCGCUGCGCGGCUGAGGCGGCACUAAGCAGUGAAUUCCUCAGAGACGUGGACCCAACCAAGAUGCCCCCACCAGAGUAUGUUUGGCAAAAGACGUUUCACCUCCAGUGUCUGUGAUCCAUCACUGUAGAAUAUAUAUUUUUCAUGAUCCACACUUUGCUCGGCUUGUUACUUUAUUACCCUCAACAUUUUGUCUCCUGUCCUCCUCCCCAUCGCUCUUCUCCAGUCUCCCCCUGUGGCAGGACUGCCACGAGUUGUGGAGUAAGAAGCGGCGGAGACAGAAGCAAAUGCCAGAGGAGCUGUCUGCCCUCAAGGCCCCCCGUAAGGAGCUGGGGCUGGGAGACGACAGUCGUAGCAACACCCCCCAGGGCUUCCCUCUGCCCGGGGGGCUCAAAGCCCAGCCUGUGGCUGCCUCGGCCCUGCUGGGUGAGUGAAUGGGUCUCUAGUCUAGUACCGCAACGUCACCCCACCAUACUUGCCUCAUGCCUUGUCAAUUACACACUAACAACAACUUGGAGUGAAUUAAGAGUUACUUUUUAGUAAAUCACGUUUUUCAUAUUUCCUUUGUCUCCCGUAGACCCAAAAGGUCCCAACUGCCAGCUGACCCAGGAACAGCUGGCGGUCCUCUUCAAGCUGCUUGGCCAGUCCAAGAGCGCUGUCAACCCGGCCCAGAUCGCUACAGUCAACUCUGAGACCCUGCAGCAGCUCUCCAAGGUCCUGCCACCAGCGCCCUCCGACUCCAACCGGCCCCCGGAGCUACCCCCUCCGCCCAAGCCCCCUCAGCUGGGUGGAGUGCCCCCCAUGCCCAAGCCCCCAUCACCUCCUCCGUCGUCGGUUUCGCAGGGGAAGCCUGAAGGUGAAGCGUCGGCAGCCACCCAGACGGCGGUCACCAUGCUGCUGGCCCAGCUCCUCCAGGCCCAUCAGAGGCAAGAGGCCGGGGAGGAGGCAGACGGCAGCAACCCACCAGCAGGAGGGCCUCGGCCACCCCCUGAGCCCAAGCAGCUCCCAGAGCCCAUCCCUGUCUCACCAGGUAACUACACUCAUAUAGAGAAUAUAGUGAUGUAUUUAUAACCACAUUUCUGCUAGUAUUCCACUGUUGUUACCAUCCAGUAGGCUUAUCUGUCUCUAAUUUCUAUACACAAUGAAUUUAAUGUUGGAUAGAACUCCAACUAGAACUAUCCCUUUGUAUUGAACUAACAUCAUGUCUUGUGGUUUUCCCCCUUAGUGUCCGAGGGGAGUGGAGUUUCUUCCAGACCCAUCCUACCCCCUGACCAGAGACCCCCUGAACCACCAGAGCCCCCUCCCCGCAGCGAGGACCUGGACUACCGGCAGAAGAUGGAGCCCAAGACCGGCCACCUGCCACCCAUGCCGACCUCAGGUGGGGCCGGUGAGGGAGGAAGGCUCCCGGAGCAAGUCUACUCACCACACCCCGGCGCAGAAGGACCGGGCUAUGGCGGUGACUACAGCCGCCCACCCCCUCCACCCUUCCCUCCUGCAGGUUUUGGCGACAGCUACAUGGGCCACAUGCUGGGGGGUGGCCUGCCCCCCCACGCCCUAAGGGAGGUGUUCAGCAGCAGCGCUCCAACCCCCGGCUCGUCCUCGGCUGCCGGUUCCCUGGCCCCCUCGCUCCAGGAGCCCUACCCUUUAGGCACAGGGGGAGGUAGAGGUGGCAGUAGCAUGGUGUUCAGCGGGGACAAAGACCACCGUUUUGAGUACAAUCACAGCCCCUCCUUGCCUGGGGAAGGGCAGCUCAACCCCAACCAGCAUCCAUCUCUACAACCAUGCCACCCCUCCCCCGCCCAUCCCACCUCCGGGCCAGUCCUGGGGCUCACCUUCCCAGGCCGGGGCCCCACCUAUGCCCCUCGGCUUCAACCCACAUGUGAACUCAGCAACCAUCCGAGGACGAGGCCUCCCCUUCUGAUUGGCUGUGGCAUAGUGAACGGGGUGGGGUGUGACGAUGGAAACGCCCCAGACUUGAGGACUCAAAAGGAACUGAGCCCAAACCCUCUCAGGCUAGACCAGAAGUAUCUAGAAAUGCGCACUUGAUUUGUAAUAAUUUAAAAAAUCUGUGUCAAGCAUUGUAUUCCUACUUUAUCUGGAAUGUGGGUUAUGUUGCAGAAGGAGGGGGGUUGAAUAGAGGGGGCUUUUCUUGCUCAUACCAUUUUGUACUGUUUUUUUUUUUUUGU